CUAGGGCUAUACGACAAAUAUGAUAAUAUCAUGAUAUGAUAUUGUCAUCAAAUUAUUUUGUCAAAUAUAAGACCUUAUACCAACAUCAUACCAAUAUCAUAUCAACAUUAUCCCACUAUCAUACCACUAUCAGUAAUAAUAUCGUGAUAUGAGAGUGGUAAUAUGAUGCAAAACAUUUUGCUUCAGAAAAUGUCAAAACAGAUAUCUUGUAGAUCGAGCACAAAAAUCUGAUUUUUCUAUACAAAAUAAUUUGAAAUCCAAUAUAAAACGAAUGAGUUAUAAUAAUCCGUUGAAUUUUCGUACUAAAUUUAAAAAGUAUUUGGGAAUUCUCGCCAGUUCUCCCAAAUACGUGCAGUUGGACAGCAAAUCCGGAAGACCCAUUAUUUACAUCGUUACUAUUUUAUGAUUUGGACCGUUUGAUCUUUCCUUCCCUAAAAAAAUAGUGUUGUCUCACAAGUACAACCCAUAUUAAUAAUAAUAUCAAUUAGGGUAUGUCACCGUAACAUGGACUUUUCGGUCGAUCUAAUCCUAAUAGAGGUCGACCGAAUUUACUAUUAUGUGCACCCUGAGGACUUAUCGCGGCCGACCUUUAAAAUGUAGUGGUCGACCGUUUGUAGUUUAAGUUGCAUUGUUGGUCGACCAUAAUAAAAAAAAUCGGUCGCCCUUUUCAUUGGCGUCAAAAGAAAAAUGGUCGACCGUAAAGGUAUAUAGGUCGACCAUUUAUAGAAAGAGGCUGACCUUAUAGAAGAGAAGUGUUGUAUCCAUUUAUCCUUCAUCAUUUGACGUAAAAUGAAGGUCGUGUUGAUUUCGGGGUCGACCUUUCAUUCUGUUCGCUUCCCAAAUAGGUCAACCACUUGCUAUAGACGGUCAACCGCGUCGUUGAACCCCACAAAACUGAAACAGCAAAUUAGGUCGAUCUAAUCCUCUAUUAGGUCGACCGAAAAAUCCAUGACACCGUAGAAAAGUCCUAUCAAUUGAACUAUCUUCUUGCUAAAAACAUCGGAAACUAAGAUGAGACAACAUUCUAAGAUAGUUUUGGGUUUUUAAUCGAAACAGAUCUUUACAGUCUUAUCGAUUUUCGUUAACGGAAAAGAAAUCCAUAAACUCUUAAUGAUUUUGGUUUCGAUUUCGAUUUCGGUUAAAACUGAAAAAAUUUAAUACAUAAAUAAGUCGAUAAGCUUUAACAAAACUAAAAUUCAUUUCAGUAUAUCCUUACACGAGUACCGAUUUCAGUUUUAGAACACUGGCUAAUACGACUUUUUCUUUUAUAAUGAUUUUUCGGUUGGGUUAAGUCGUUAACCGAACCACCACCCCUAUUUUUCAUUUUUCGGUCGGGUUAACCAUGAGCUCCCCUCCGUUUUCUCUCCACCUCUCGCUGAUUUCUUUGAGUUGGACAACUCCGGCCGGCCGGCAUUGGGUCCUCUUAAUACGCCGGCCGGAAUUCUUUGGCAAUCGGCACCAAAACGUCCAACGAAGGAAGACGUGGAAAACGGCAUCAUCAUAGUUGGAAAACGACAACAACUCCCGUCACCUAAGCAGAAGCAAAAGCAGCAGAGCGAUCUCCAUUUUCGAUCACUUCAACCUCUUAAUUACUUACUCCCCAUGAUCAGUCCACUAUAAAAGGAAUCGCGAUCAACAAACAAGGAUUUGUUCUACUGGUAAUACCAUAAAUCUAAAGUUCGACAGGUUCCUUGUCCACACAAAAAAAAAGUACUAAUAGGCUAAUAGCUACAUCACCAUGGUUAUUGUCCACAAAACCCUGCUAGCUUUUCUGGCGACCAUGGUGAUGAUCAUGGCAAGCCCUUCAUUGCUGCACAGGGUUCACGUUACCAAUAUGUUACGCGACAAGAUACUGAUAGUGCAUUGUCAAUCCAAAGACGACGAUUUCAAGGCCCACGCGCUGGCCGUCGGCGAGAGUAUCCAGUGGAGUUUCGAGCCGAAUGUGUUCGGCGGGACCCUCUUCUGGUGCAAACUCGCCGUCGAAGAUAAGCGUCUUACUUUCACGGCGUUCGAACAAAGUGGGCUCGAUCGAAGUGGGCCAUACACCGGACACUGGUAUGUUGGUGGCGACGGGGUUUAUGGGAAGGACAAGUACACCGAUGAUGUAAUUUUCAAGGCUUCGUGGAGGCGAGUCUUGCCACGCCGUUAGAACCAUACAAGGCGUAUGGAUCUGUACGCAGGGCGUAAGUAACAUGUAUCUCGCAAUAAUUCGAGUUAUUUGGGACUAACUGGAUUAUGACAUAGUAUCAAAGCUUGUUUGAGAUUGUGAUGAUGUCGUGUGUUCAAGCCCUCGUGAGCCGUUGUUCUUAAAGCAUACAUAGUAUGGCGGGCCUGUGAAAAACUUCAAGAAUAUGGUUGUCAGUCCGAUCGGCAUGCCACCGGUCAACUUGGUUCAGCCGGUACCUGUCAUGUAAUCGGCGUGAACAUGAUCGGCAUGAUUGAUUUACGAUUUCUACGCAAAAUAACGUCUUUUUGGUUGAACUAAAUUAAUAAAAAAAUAUAUUUUAUCAUUUAUUUUAUUAUUUUAAAAGUUAAAUAUUGAUCUUAUUUGUUUGAUUCAAGUAUAAACGUUUAGGUAUUUACGUUAAAUGUAGCAUUUAAAUAUGAGGAUUUGUAAUUUUAUUAUGGAUAUCAAAUUUUAUUUAAAUUUCUAUUUUCAACUCCUUUAAAAAAUUAAGCGUACUCGUUCCGUAGUGGAUCUCUUACAAGACCAAUUCGGAAUUUAUAUUCUCUCGGCAAUCCCUCUGCGCGUUAUCGUUUGGCUGCCCGGCUGGGCUGGAGAACACGAACGGAGUUCGAUUGUUGAUUCGGAAUUGUCACGGCGGGAGUUUUUGUUGUUGGCUUUUCUUUUCGCGUGCUGGACUCUUCUGUACCGUGGCAUGGCAGGUGUUAAGCGACUAGUCUGGCUGUCUCUGUGACCAUUCUGUCGAAGCUCCGUUGCCGUGUCCUGCACAGCAUCGGUGGAUCUUCUUCUUGCCCAGUUUUCCCUUUUCUUUUCCUGUUCUGUUUCGUAGACUUUAGUGGUUUGCUGUGGCUUUCGCCCUGCUGCUGUUUGUUUCCUUACCUUUUCGUUUUUGUUCAUUAUGGUUCAGUGCUUCUGAACCUGUUUCUCCCUUCGUUUGUACCUGCUUUGGACCCUUCUCGGUUUUUUUUUAAUUUAAUCUUCACCCUUAUCCAAAAAAAAAAAGUCUCUUGCACCGGCAACUCUAGUCAUCGUCUCAUCCCAAAAAACAAAAGCGUCCGACAAAAGGAAGGAUCACUAUAAGAACCAAAGCAGCAGAAGGUCGAGGGUGGCAGUAGAACCCAAAUUCGCGGGUGCUAUCGGACCCAACUCGCGGGUAAAACACGUUUUGACGGAUUGCGAUCAGGUUUGGGUUUAAAUCCGUUAUACUUUUUAUGGGUUGGGUUUGGGUGGGCCAUAUUCAAACCGUGGAUACCAGCACCCAAUUAAGUCCAUACCCCACGACCCAUGAAACCCUUAACAAAUUAAUAUCUAAACU
Messenger RNA from Linum trigynum, 3500 nucleotides. NCBI's taxonomy places the organism in Eukaryota, Viridiplantae, Streptophyta, Magnoliopsida, Malpighiales, Linaceae. The record is from the annotation of a GenBank genome assembly.